GGUGCGUUUAUAAAAAUGUGCUCUGUUUGUCUUGUCACGGAGGUGCCCGGAUGUUGUGUGGUAGCCCCGCCCCUCUCGCGGCUGGCUGGACGCUCAGAGAGUCUCUGCAGUGAAAAAGCCACAGAAAGGAAAACAGCACAGCGCGGCCCUUUCCCACCGAGGUGUGAAAAAAACAACAUUUGCUUGAAGAAGAACCGAUUACUCGACCUCAUUUUCUGCAGUCAUCUGCUGCUGCCCGUUUUCGAAGCGGAGUUCUGUCGCGCAGGCAACAAAAUGGGAAAUGAAGCAAGUUAUCCCCUGGAGAUGUGCUCGCACUUCGAUGCUGAUGAGAUUAAGAGGCUAGGAAAGAGAUUUAAGAAACUCGACCUAGAUAACUCUGGAUCCCUGAGCGUGGAGGAGUUCAUGUCCUUGCCUGAGCUGCAGCAGAAUCCACUGGUGCAGAGGGUUAUCGAUAUAUUUGACACAGAUGGCAACGGGGAGGUGGACUUCAAAGAGUUUAUCGAAGGUGUCUCGCAGUUCAGCGUGAAGGGGGAUAAGGAACAGAAGCUCCGAUUCGCAUUCAGGAUCUAUGAUAUGGAUAAGGACGGCUAUAUUUCCAACGGCGAACUAUUUCAAGUAUUGAAGAUGAUGGUGGGGAACAACUUGAAGGACACACAACUGCAGCAGAUUGUAGAUAAGACCAUCAUCAAUGCAGACAAGGAUGGCGAUGGGAGAAUAUCAUUUGAAGAGUUCUGUGCUGUUGUCGGUGGUCUCGACAUACACAAAAAAAUGGUAGUGGACGUGUGAGCGUCCAGCCAGUCCCCUGCCCCCCUACAACAUGCGCUUUCCUUUCCAUCUCUGAUGAUCUGCUCAAGAUAUCCAGCAAAUGCUCUCUAUAUUUCAAUGGAAGUAUUUACUCUGUGAAGCUACAUUUUUGCUAACACGAGCCUGGUGAAGCCAACGUGUAAGUGUUAUUGAACUCUAGUCCUCUCAAUAACCUGGUGUAGCACUUUACUGACUGAAGAACGACUAAGAGCAUCUUUGUCCAGAGACGGGAAGACGAGUUGGCUUGUUCAGUUUUGUUUUGUAAUGGUUAUUUUUUGGAAUAUUUAUUGUCUUUGUUUUUUUUUUUUCUUUUCUAAACAAGUAUAUAGACUGCUUUCAAAGGAGGAAAAUAUUCAAAAUCUCAGUACAGUACAGACGUAGGUUAUAAUGUGCCAAGCAGAACCUGGAAACCAGACAUAAAUACUGCCUAUUAUUAUUAUUAUUAUUAUUAUUAUUAUUCUUUGGGGAAUCUGGUUUGACUUGCAUUCUGUUUUGAUGCAGUUUUUAUUUACAAGUGAACAGGUUUUUUUUUUUCCUUUCCAUUUUUGUGAAAUGAGAUGUUUCACUUGCAUUUAAUCAAGUUCCACAAUAGCAUUUUUUAUUGUGAUAGAAUAUUUAUUUAUAAAUGUUUAUAUUAUUGCAGAGUAACUCUCUUCUGUUUAACUCAGUGAGACAGUCCAGUAGAAACAGAUGCCAAGAAAACAGCUGUAUUUAUGGUUUACAUAUGGUUAAACAUCUUAUUUAAGGCAACAUCUUUUGAAAAGUUACUAUUUCGUUAGGAGCAUUUCAUUGAUUAAAUAUUGAUAGUUUAUCUGCAGGCAGCACUUGUUCAUUUAAAUAAUGUCUGAGAUUUUAUCAUCGUUAACAGUACAUUUCAUUUUUUACUUGUGAUGCCCCCAUCUGGAAGAACUGUGCACUGUAAUUUAAAUACAACACACCCAAACUGUCAACUACGUAACCUCUUUCAUAGCGUUAAGAUUUUGGCAUGUCAAGACUAAAUAGUUUGGCUGAAAAUAAGGUUUUGCCUCUUUACCCGUUUCUGUGCAUCUUCAUCUUUCUUUAAUCGCAACUCUGCAUCCUGAAACCCCCUGAGCUUCUCCAGUGCUUGCAUGCACAUUUUCCUUUCUGCAUGUUUUCCGAUUUACAGCACUCCUACUGUUUACACGUAGGUUACGAUGUUAAAUAUCACUGAUCUGAGAGUUAUGAAUGUUGCCCAAGUUUAGUUAAAUGAAAAUUGAUGAUACUCUUGAAUAAAAACAAAAUUAGUUCUUUGCAAAAGUGGCAGUGAACUGACUUGAGUCAUAUUCCUUCAAGCAGAAUACCUUGUGGAGUUUUUUUUUUUUUCAGAUUAAAAGUCUCAUCUUUAAUAUGAGAGUUAAUUUCACUCCACUUUAGCGAAAUGGGUAUUUCACUCAUGAGUCAACAUCUGAAAAUCCCCCUCUUUCAGGUGAGAGAUGUCCACAGUGCAUGCUGCAUUAUAUUGUCUACUGCGGGAUACUGUAUGAAAAUUAAAUAAAUCUUUAAAAUACCA
This is a messenger RNA of Pygocentrus nattereri (red-bellied piranha), 2335 nucleotides long. It is a transcript of the gene ppp3r1a, whose product is annotated as protein phosphatase 3, regulatory subunit B, alpha a. Gene Ontology annotation, molecular function: calcium ion binding; calcium-dependent protein serine/threonine phosphatase regulator activity. The transcript is spliced from 6 exons. The record is from RefSeq and is a predicted model, not a curated record. Bases 16 to 786 code for a protein of 256 amino acids. NCBI's taxonomy places the organism in Eukaryota, Metazoa, Chordata, Actinopteri, Characiformes, Serrasalmidae.